Messenger RNA from Heterocephalus glaber (naked mole-rat), 4652 nucleotides. It is a transcript of the gene Tmx3, whose product is annotated as thioredoxin related transmembrane protein 3. The record is from RefSeq and is a predicted model, not a curated record. Gene Ontology annotation, cellular component: endoplasmic reticulum; cell surface. NCBI's taxonomy places the organism in Eukaryota, Metazoa, Chordata, Mammalia, Rodentia, Bathyergidae.
UCGCUCAACGCGCAUGCUCAGAGAUAGAGGCUGCCAGAGCCUUGGGAGAACGGAGUCUGGCUUGCCCGCCCACGGCCUCAGCGCGGAACGUUCCCACCGUCCCGCCCGUGCCGACUUCCCUUUCCCGGCGGGCUAGGGGUGCCCUUGUUUCUCUGCAGUUGACCUUUCUGCUGAUGCAGCUCACCAUGGCGAGCGUGGCAGGUCGGUGGAGCCGGGCCGUCGGGCUCUGCACCACAGUUCUUUUACUUGAUAUGGCUUUCUGUAAAGGAUUUGUAGAAGAUUUAGAUGAAUCGUUUAAAGACAAUCGAAAAGAUGACAUUUGGCUUGUAGAUUUUUAUGCACCAUGGUGUGGCCAUUGUAAAAAACUGGAACCAAUCUGGAAUGAAGUUGGUCUUGAGAUGAAGAACAUUGGCUCUCCAGUGAAAGUUGGAAAGAUGGAUGCUACCUCCUAUGCCAGCAUUGCUUCAGAGUUUGGAGUUCGAGGUUAUCCAACAAUUAAGCUAUUAAAGGGUGACUUGGCAUAUAAUUACAGAGGACCACGAACUAAAGAUGAUAUUAUUGAGUUUGCUCAUAGAGUAUCUGGGGCUUUAAUUCGGCCACUUCCAAGCCAGCAAAUGUUUGAACAUGUACAGAAGAGACAUCGUGUAUUUUUUGUUUACAUAGGUGGAGAAUCACCAUUGAAAGAGAAAUACAUAGAUGCUGCUUCAGAAUUGAUUGUAUAUACAUACUUCUUUUCUGCCUUAGAAGAAGUCAUUCCUGAGUAUGUGACACUUAAAGAGAUGCCUGCUGUGCUUGUUUUCAAAGAUGAAACUUACUUUGUUUAUGAUGAGUAUGAAGAUGGCGAUCUGUCAUCAUGGAUCAGUAGGGAAAGGUUUCAGAAUUAUCUUACUAUGGAUGGCUUCCUCUUAUAUGAACUUGGAGACACAGGAAAGCUUGUGGCUAUCGCAGUUAUUGAUGAGAAAAAUACAUCCAUUGAACAUACCAGAUUAAAGUCAAUUAUUCAAGAAGUGGCUAAAGAUUACAGAGACCACUUUCAUAAGGAUUUUCAGUUUGGCCAUAUGGAUGGAAAUGACUACAUAAAUACCUUGCUGAUGGAUGAAUUAACAGUUCCCACUGUGGUUGUACUGAAUACUUCAAACCAACAGUAUUAUUUGUUAGACAGACAAAUUAACAAUGCCAAAGACAUGGUCCAAUUCAUUAAUAACAUUUUGGAUGGCACAGUAGAAGCCCAAGGAGGUGAUAGCAUUUUGCAGAGAUUGAAAAGAAUAGUAUUUGAUGCCAAAUCUACUGUUGUGUCUAUAUUUAAGAGCUCACCACUUAUGGGCUGCUUUCUCUUUGGUUUGCCAUUGGGUGUCAUCAGUAUCAUGUGCUAUGGAAUCUACACAGCUGACACCGAUGGAGGUUACAUAGAAGAGCGAUACGAAAUAGUAUCUAAAAGUGAAAUGGAAGGUCAAGAACAGAUAGAAGAGAGCAAAGAGCAACAGGAGCCAAACAAGGGAGGAUCUCUAUUGCCUACCAUGCAACAGCCCAAGGAUGUACUAGAAAAGAAGACAGACUGACACUUUACAAGUAUAAAAUAUUUGAUAGGGUUUCAAAUUAUUGAAGAGUCUAUUUAUUGAAUUUGAGAGAUUUAAUUAUAAUCUUUACAGAAGAGAACAUGUUAUUUGUAUUUUGCUAGUAUCAACUGCAUGGAUUAAAGUAGUCUUUCCAUAAAUGUGGAGAUGUUUGGAGCAAAGAGAUUAAUGGUUUGUGUGAAACAAACGAAACCAAAUCAGUCCAUCAGAGUUUCCCUUAUAGAUGUUAUUAUGCCAGAUUAAUUCUAUUUGCAUGUUUCCCUGUGAAUAUUCUGUGGCGUAGUUAAUAUUUUGAGGCAGAAUAUUUAAAUUGGCCAUUCAGGUAGAAGAUACAUGUUUGAUAGAGGAAAACAAUUUCCACUUUCCAUUCUCAUAUAUUUUGGCUAAUAUUUAUAUGGAAAAAAUUAAGUCUUUAAAAUUUAGGCACUUUAAGGAAAAGUUGUCACUUUUUCUAUGUAUCACAGUAAGAUUAUGAGGUUCAAAUACUGUAAUGUGGUUUUAUAUAGAAUAGUGACUUUAUUUUGUUAUUUUUGAAACAGAGGAAGUGUUACUUUUUAACUUUAUACUCAGUUGCAUUACUAUAAAAUUUUCAUAUGGGCCUAUGUAAUGGGGGAAGAAGUUUUGUUAUUGACCUUUGUAAAUAACCAGGAUGUACUGGGAACAGUGGUUUCAACCCAUGUUCUGAAAUACUCUUUAGCCAGGCAUCUCAUCAAUCGUUGCAGGAAGGAAAUGUCUCUGUUAAUCCUACCUUGCUUUAGCCGAAGCAGCCUAGUUCUUUUUGUUUCAUUUUUGGUUUAUAUAUUGAAAUUUCUUCUAAAAUUUCCCUUGAAAGCAUCUACAUUUUGAAAAGUAGUAUAUAUCAUGUUUGUUUGUGGUAUGUAACUUUGUAGUUUAAAUCCAAACCAUAUGUGUAUAUACACAUAUGAAAUUUAUCGUCACACAUCUGUUAACUAAUGCCAUGGCAUGUCUGGGCUCAUAGUGAGUGAUGGAUGAGUGAUAUAAUCAGCACAUCAAAUGGCAAACAUUACAUCCAAUCAGAAGAACAGUUUGAUGUGUUUAUUGUGGCUCAUUUUUUUUUAAGUUUUCAUAUUAGCUAAGUGUAGAUUUUUUAUUUGAUUAGCUAUUAUUUGGGUAACUAUUCCUUGAGUAAUUUAGUUACCCAUUGUAAAGAAUUUUUAUUGAGUAUUUAAAAAUGUUUAGUCAUUUUAAAAAUAUAUAAUUUAUGGUCCUGACACUGAAGUUAUUUAGGGCUUGGUUGCCCAGGGCAGCUUUUGGUUCUUUCUGAUGCCAUACUAAUUAGGACAAACCUGAAACUAUUAUAUCUUAAGUGCUAAAAAAUUACUAAUAAUUAUUUUAUCAUGCCCAUGUACUCUUUUCUUUAUAUCUGUUCUUAAUGCUUGAACCCUCCCCAUUAUUAACUUUAAAUAAUGAAACAAAUAUGAAGGGAAAUUGAGGAUAGUAGAAUGAAAUGUUCUCAAAUGAAAACUGGAAGGUAAAUGUGGUCAAUUUAACAGGUAGAUUUCUCUACAAAGAGUAACAAGGGAUUUGGGAAGAUAAAUAUGGUAUUAAUGUUCCAGGUGGUCAAGCUUGUCUUGCAGUAGGAAGAAGCUUGGAUAGAUACAGAUUCUUCAUUUAAGACUUCAUUUUUCUUUGUAAAAGAAAAGCCCAGGCAUCAAAAGAUUAAUGGGCACAUGCUGAGAAGAGAUAGAAAAUGCAACUGAUUUUUUCCCUUCAUGUUUAUCACUAUCAAUUUUUACUCUGCAUAUUUUGUCUUGUCAGUCAUAACCUAUAAAUAAGACUUCAUUGGGAAAAAAAAGUAAAACUCAGUGCGUUCAGUAAAAAACUCAGCAGUCAGCCUUUGUAUUCUUUGAUACUGUUCUAAAUAAAUGAAUGCCUUAGUUCUUGGUUAACAUUUGCACAAUUCUGUACUCUUGCCUCAUGUUCUCUUUUUACUUUUAAAAUAUGUUUCUUGGGAAAAUAAAAUGUAUAGAUGGUUUGUAAGUGAAUAAUUUUAUUUCUUUCUGUAUUAAAAUUUUGCUUUAUAAUUGUUUCUAUUUUAGAAUUUUCUGUUUUGUUUUUUUUUUUACAUUGUCAGAUUGCUCACCAAACACACUUCUACAAUCUGUUCACUAUUAUGCUUUUCCCUUCAGUGCACUAUCAGAGCUGUACUCCAAAUGCAGUUUAUAUUUCAGGGAAAAUUACUUCAAAAUAAAAGCAGAGAUCACUUAAUAAUUUAGUACUUUAGAAUGACAUUCUAAGGUAGUGAUGAAGCUUAAGAUUACAUAUCAAUAUUGGGAUCUUUCAGUAAAUUCAAGUUCCAGUCUCUUUUUCAGUUGCAGCAAAGUUCUCUGGUUUCUAAAACUCAGAAUUCUAGAUCUUAACUGUUGCUGAAUGUGGUGCUCAGACAAUAUUUAAGGAUAUUUCACAGAGAAAGUACAUGUUUUUAUCAGUUAUGCUUUGUAAUAAUUUACAGUACUUUUCGUUUCAUUGUAUAUAUGUCAGUAUUUUUCUAGCUAUUAUUUUAAACUUGUUUGAGACAUAUUAGACAUAAAUUUUUCAUUUUCUUUCUCAAAUGUAGCUUUCUAGUAUCUGGUUUGGAAAUAACAUUAAGAUGCCAAAUGUUUAGAGGUUGAACUAAUGGUCAGUAUGAGUAGUUAACACAUUUACCUGCAUUGUUUCUAUUUGUUGAAUUUUAUUGUUAAUGAUAUUUCUUGGAUUUGGGAGCUGUUUUGGUUUUGGUUUUACAAAAGAUAAUUUAGUUACAUAAUUGUUUCAAAUGACAUGAAGGUAGGACGGGGAAAAAAUCAAUUGUUAUUCAGAAAUUGUUCAAAGAAACUUCUGAGGAAUAUUGAGCCUAUUGAUUGAUGGACGUAGGUAUGCCAUUUUUAUUUUUACAAAUAUAUAUUUUUUUCAAAUAUGUAUGAGUCCAGGUGUGGGCAAAAAAUAAUUUUAUAGUUUGGGCUAAUGUAUAAAAGUUUUUAAAAGUCUGUAUUACUCACUUGUUGAAUUCAUGAUACCCUGCCGUGGGCAUCAAUUGUAAACCUUUGUUUUUCUAAAAUAAAGUAAUUGAAAAUGUAA